Molecule: messenger RNA, 1266 nt
Organism: Linum trigynum
Lineage: Eukaryota; Viridiplantae; Streptophyta; Magnoliopsida; Malpighiales; Linaceae
Source: the annotation of a GenBank genome assembly
AUGAUGCAGCAACAGCAGAGGCUUAAGCAACAACAGGUGAUGAGCAUGAUGCAAUACCACCCUGCUUUUCUAGCUACUCCGCAGAUAGAGCCUAUCUUGAGUGGAAAUCUGCCUCCCGGGUUUGAUUCAAGUACAUGCCGCAGUGUGUACGUGGGGAACAUCCAUCCCUCGGUUACAGAACCCCUUCUUCAGCAGGUUUUUUCGAGUACAGGACCUAUUGAAGGAUGUAAGCUCAUUAGGAAAGAGAAGUCAUCCUAUGGCUUUGUGGACUACUUCGACCGUAGAUCUGCUGCGCAUGCUAUUUUGACCCUAAAUGGAAGGCCUGUCUUUGGACAACCUAUCAAAGUUAAUUGGGCAUAUGCUAGCAGUCAGCGAGAGGAUACUUCAGGUCACCACAAUGUUUUUGUUGGUGAUCUUAGCCCGGAAGUUACAGAUGCUACCUUAUAUGCGUACUUCUCCAGUUAUCCUACUUGCUCAGAUGCAAGAGUUAUGUGGGACCAGAAGACUGGCCGUUCAAGGGGGUUUGGUUUUGUUUCUUUCAGGAACCAGCAGGAUGCUCAAAGUGCCAUUAAUGAUUUGAACGGUAAGUGGCUCGGAAGCAGACAAAUCAGGUGUAAUUGGGCCACAAAAGGAGCCAACUCUAAUGAUGACAAACAGAGCUCUGAUGCCAAAAGUGUUGUGGAGCUAACAAAUGGUUCCGAUGAUGGGCAGGACAAGAAAAGUGAUGACGCCCCAGAGAAUAAUCCUCAGUAUACAACUGUUUAUGUCGGCAAUCUUGCUCCAGAGGUUACAUCUGUUGAUCUUCAUCGGCAUUUCCAUUUGCUUGGAGCUGGUACUAUUGAAGAUGUGAGAGUGCAGCGAGAUAAGGGUUUUGGGUUUGUGAGGUACAGUACACAUGCUGAAGCGGCUUUCGCAAUCCAAAUGGGAAAUGCGCGGAUCCUGUGUGGCAAACCAAUCAAGUGUUCAUGGGGUAGCAAGCCCACUCCACCAGGGACAAGCUCUGCUCCUCUUCCCCCGCCAGCAGCUGCACAAAUUCCAGGGUUUUCAGCAGCUGACCUUAUGAAUUACGAGCGGCAGAUGGCUUUGAGCAAGAUGGGGAGCAUGCAAGCGGCCCUGAUGCAGCAUCAUGCUGCUCAGGGUCAGCAUGCCAUGAGACACGCAGCAGCCAUGGGAAUGGGCGCUGCUGUUGGAUCUAGCCAGGCUAUCUAUGAUGGUGGGUUCCCAAGCGUGGCGACUACUCAGCAGCAACUAAUGUACUAUCACUAA